AUUCUUAACCUUACCUAAAGUCAGUGUAAAACUGUAUGUGGUUUUGUUUCAGGUAUGGCCAGUAGUAUGAGUCAAUCCAUGGCGUCUUACUAUAACCCGUCAGCUGCUUAUGGGUCACUAAGUGCAGCAUCAAUGGCAGCAGCAGCUGCAGCCGCACAGCAAUCCGCAGCGGCGAUGUCUGCCGGAUUAGCAGCCCCAUCUCAGGUCGUCAGCUCGAUGGAUGCUAUGAAAUACUCAAUGGAAGCGGAUAAAUAUCGUUCCCCAUACAUGCCACCAUCCAGUUUAGCCAUGUCGAUGUAUUCGGAUCCGAAAUAUAUGGAUUCUUCUUCAAAGAGCUAUCUGGAACGCGGCUACCUUGACUCCACUUCAGCUCUCACCAAAGCCUACUUUGAAUCUUCCAAAAUGUACAUGGAUGCCAACAUUGCCAAUAAAUAUAAUCCGGAAAGUACCAGGAGUUAUACACAUGCCGGUCUGGACAUAGGUAAAAUGUAUGCAGACCACCACCACCAACAGCAACAGCAAGCCUCCCAGCAACAACACCACAUGAGUUCACCAAGGUCGUCUGACUCUCCAGACGUCAAACCCAUCCAAGACAGAUUAGAAGGUAACUCAUCUUCCAGCUCCACGACAACAUCUUCGGCGGGAGCUUCACCAGGAGCUCUACCACCUGGAUAUUACCCAACGAGUGCAAUGCAACAGAGUACAGCGGGGCUGCUGCCCAUGGCUCAGUACGCAGGGCAGUAUCCCUCCCAAAUACCCGGUAGUGAAUUUAGGAAACCGCUUACUGUCAUAUUUUGA
This is a messenger RNA of Psylliodes chrysocephalus, 798 nucleotides long. The record is from the annotation of a GenBank genome assembly. NCBI's taxonomy places the organism in Eukaryota, Metazoa, Arthropoda, Insecta, Coleoptera, Chrysomelidae.